Molecule: messenger RNA, 891 nt
Organism: Mesorhabditis spiculigera
Lineage: Eukaryota; Metazoa; Nematoda; Chromadorea; Rhabditida; Rhabditidae
Source: the annotation of a GenBank genome assembly
AUGCUGGAAAAAGUGCUUACAAAGCUUGACCCUCUCUCCAUUGAUAAAGUGAAAGUUGUCAACAGGAAUCUAAACGCCCAUCUUGAAGCGAAUGCCUCGAAAUUACAGAGACAAUGGUCUGAUCUCGAAAUUGUUGCCCAGGAUGCUGGAGAUAUUGAAGUGCAAGUUGAUUGGGGAUGGCCGAAGAAGACGAGAAAUUUCCUCUUUUCGAUACAUAGCCAGACAGUGGCCACAGCCAAUGAUAUUGCCGAAUAUUUAAAUGAUGGCGGAAGCGGAAAUGAUGAUUGGAAAAUGGACAUGUUCCCAAUCCUAUUGGAGAUGAUUUUGCGGAAAUAUUUCCUCCGAAAUGUGACACUUGAUGAGAUGCCUGAAUGGUAUAUGGACAUUGUAACGAAUGUAUUGAAGGAAGCACCGGCUCAGAAGCAGCAAGGGCCCACCCGUCUUACGGUAGAAGCACGCAGCCUACCUGAAAAAUCGCUUUUGGAACUGUAUAAACAAUUGAGGCCGAGCUCAAUGGAUGUUACGUUUGAUGACUGUUUUUCGAGUGAUUGGAUGGAUAUUCGUGGAUAUUUGCAAUUGGAAACCUGUCGAGAUGCUGAAAGGAUCGCCCUUCAUGGGAAAGUAAGACGGAUGGAAGAUGCGGACGAAUUAUUCCGAGAAUUGGAUGCGGCAAGGAACCAAGAGGGAAACAAAUUGGUGUUGACGAACAGUGGAAUGAAUAUUACUCCCCAGACGGCAACCCAAUAUAUUCAAGAAACAAUUGCGCUGAAGAACACCAAAUUCUUCGGGACGUUCAAGGUUAACGGCGAACUCGACAGGGCCAUUUUUAACGAUCUUGGCAUUUGGAAAAACAAAAUCAGCUACAAUGACGGUGAGCUGAAAGUGUACCCU